Messenger RNA from Clonostachys solani, 294 nucleotides. Lineage: Eukaryota; Fungi; Ascomycota; Sordariomycetes; Hypocreales; Bionectriaceae. The record is from the annotation of a GenBank genome assembly.
UAUAUAACUUUCGAUAAAGAUAAGGAUAAUAUCAUAGAUAAUAGUAAAGAUAGGCCAGGCAAUAAUACAGAACCGACGACAGCUGAACUUCUCGCAGCUUGGUGGCUUUUGCAGCUUAUGAACCCGGAAGGCAGAACACCAAUUAAGGCCCUCAAUAGGGAAGCUGACAGUGCGGAGUGGAUAACCAAGCAAAGUGAGGUUCUUAAUAAUUCCGGGCAUGGAAAGAGUAUCAAUAGCACCCUCAUCCAUAGCGAUAACCAGGUUAUACCACCUCAACCAGACGCAUUUGGCCAA